Messenger RNA from Cladophialophora carrionii CBS 160.54, 894 nucleotides. Its product is annotated as eukaryotic translation initiation factor 3 subunit G. Gene Ontology annotation, molecular function: RNA binding; translation initiation factor activity. Gene Ontology annotation, cellular component: eukaryotic translation initiation factor 3 complex; cytoplasm. Lineage: Eukaryota; Fungi; Ascomycota; Eurotiomycetes; Chaetothyriales; Herpotrichiellaceae. The record is from RefSeq and is a predicted model, not a curated record. Bases 1 to 894 code for a protein of 297 amino acids. The transcript is spliced from 2 exons.
AUGUACAGGCGCCCCGAUUGGGCCGACGACGUCUCCGACUCUGAACAGAUCAACGACCCGUCCGCGCUCCCCGCGCCCGUCACAACCGUCGAUAAGAACGGCAUCAAAACCACGAUCCUAUACCGCUUCAACGACCAGGGCCAGAAAGUCAAAGUCACUCGCAAAACCCGCACCACAGUCAUCAAGGAGAAACUCAACCCCGUGGUCGCCGAACGCAGAGAGUGGGCCAAGUUUGGUCUCGAGAAGGGGAAACCCAAGGGCCCGCAGCCCGAUACCACGUCCGUGGGCGAGAACAUCCUGUUCCGACCGUCGAGGGAUUGGAAGAAUGUGCAGGCUGAAGAGGCCAAGUCCGGCGGCGGCAAGGCCGAGGAGAAGUCGCUGAAGGAGCAGCUUCGGGACAAGAAGGUCAAGUGUCGGAUUUGCCAGGGCGAGCAUUUCACCGCGAGAUGUCCCUUCAAGGAUACGAUGGCGCCGGCGGAUGAUGGCGCCAACCCCGUCGCGGAUCCGAUGGCCGAUGACGAAGAGGGCGGGGGCAAGGCAGCCGGUGGGCUGGGCGCCGGCGGCAGCAGCUACGUCCCGCCGCACUUACGAAAGGGCGCGCAGGGCGCGGGCGAGAGGAUGGGUGGCAAGUUCGAGAGAGACGACUUGGCUACGUUACGAGUCACCAACGUCUCCGAGAUGGCCGAAGAACAAGAACUCCGCGAUCUCUUCGAGCGGUUUGGCCGCGUCACGCGCGUCUUCCUCGCCAAAGACAGAGACACCGGUCGUGCAAAGGGCUUCGCCUUUAUCAGCUUUGUCGAUAGGUCAGAUGCUGCCAGGGCGUGCGAGAAGAUGGACGGUUUCGGGUAUAGGCAUUUGAUUCUCAGAGUCGAGUUUGCCAAGAGGACAACCUAG